This is a messenger RNA of Priceomyces carsonii, 2403 nucleotides long. It is a transcript of the gene HDA1, whose product is annotated as histone deacetylase. Gene Ontology annotation, molecular function: histone deacetylase activity; transcription factor binding. The transcript has a single exon. The record is from RefSeq and is a predicted model, not a curated record. Gene Ontology annotation, cellular component: histone deacetylase complex. Gene Ontology annotation, biological process: negative regulation of transcription by RNA polymerase II. Bases 1 to 2403 code for a protein of 800 amino acids. NCBI's taxonomy places the organism in Eukaryota, Fungi, Ascomycota, Pichiomycetes, Serinales, Debaryomycetaceae.
AUGCCAGAAGGUGAAGUAAACGAAGUAGAGCUUGAAAGAAAAAGACUGCUAGAGUUGGAGCAUAACUUGACAGGGAAGACGACUACAACAACGGAGCCGGCUGUCGAAGAAAUAAAGAAGGAAGAGCCCGAGACAAAAAAAAUUAAAAUAGAAGAAGAUGGAAAGUAUGAAAGUUUUGGUAACUCGGAGAAACAAAAGACAUCAACUAUCGUAGUGGUUCCUCCUACUGCUCCCAAAUUGUUUUACACUCCAUUGAAAACAGGCUUAGUUUACGAUGUCCGAAUGCGAUACCACGCCAAAAUAUUCACGUCUUAUUUUGAAUAUAUUGAUCCUCAUCCAGAGGAUCCUAGGCGUAUAUAUCGUAUAUAUAAGAGACUAGCUGAAGCGGGUCUCAUUCAAGAUAGCUCCUUGUCAGGCUCUGAUGAAAUUGGACCCUUAAUGGUAAAAAUUCCAACUAGAGAAGCUACCGUUGAAGAGAUUCUCGAAGUACAUUCCGAAGAGCUUUUUAAGUUUAUAGAAUCCACUGAGACAAUGAGUCGCGAGAAAUUACUAGAAGAGACUGAAAAAGGCGAUUCCAUUUAUGUUAAUAAUGAUUCGUUUCUUUCGGCAAAACUUUCAUGCGGUGGUGCAAUCGAAGCUUGCAAAGCAGUUGUUGAAGGGCGGGUCAAAAAUUCAUUGGCUAUAGUACGUCCGCCAGGACAUCAUGCGGAGCCUGAUUCUCCUGGUGGCUUCUGUCUUUUCAGUAAUGUUGCAGUUGCUGCCAAGAACAUUUUAAAGAACUACCCAGAAUCAGUGAGAAAGAUUGUGGUGCUCGACUGGGAUAUUCAUCAUGGUAAUGGAACUCAGAAGGCAUUUUAUAACGAUCCGAGAGUAUUAUACAUAUCACUCCAUCGUUACGAGAAUGGUAAGUUUUAUCCUGGUACCAAAUAUGGUAACUCAAACAUGGUUGGCGAGGGCCAGGGUGAAGGUUUCUCUUUAAAUAUUCCUUGGAAGGUUCCAGGAAUGCAUGAUGGUGAUUAUGUCUAUGCAUUUAACAGAGUUGUUAUUCCUGUUAUAAGCGAGUUCGACCCAGAUUUAAUUAUUGUCAGCUCUGGUUUUGAUGCUGCAGAUGGUGAUACCAUUGGCUGUUGUCACGUAACACCUGUUGGUUAUGGUUCUAUGACCCAUAUGCUCAAAGGAAUAGCAAAAGGAAAAUUGUCUGUCGUAUUAGAAGGAGGCUAUAAUCUUGAGUCGAUCAGUAGAAGCGCGUUGGGCGUUGCUAAGGUACUAGUUGGUGAGCCUCCAGAGGAUACUGUAUCACAAUUGCCUCAUCCAGAAGCUGUGGAGGUUAUAGAUGAAGUAAUAAAAAUACAAUCUAAGUAUUGGAAAUCAUUGAAACCAGGAAUACCUGAUCAUAUUUUUGAUGACGUAUAUGAUUUACCAAAUGAAAAGAAGAACUUUACGCUAGCAAAUAUUGCCGAUCCUAUAAGAUCUUAUCAAGCUAAUGACUUAUUUAACCGUUAUGGAUUUAUCAACUUACCGAUAGUCUCAGGAAAUAAUGAAAAUGAAAAGUCUAGUCAUUUUACUAUCGAUUUACCUGCACGCUUAGAAGAUCUAGUCCUUGCAAGCCCUAAUGUUAAUAACAGUUCUACCAUAAUAAUCUACGUACAUGACUCUCCUGAAAUUUGGGCAAAUAUAAAUCCCGUUAGUGGAACCAUUGAAGCAAGCUCCUCUGUGGUAUUAGAACAUCCCUUAGUUCAGAUUAUUGAAAAAAUCAAGAAGGAAAUAAAUAAAGAGAAAAGUGACAGCUGCCCUGAAGCCGAUGAGGUUGGUCACAUAGAUAUUUAUGUUCCUUCUAGUCAAUUCCCUAUUCCUAGUUACACAUCUUCAAACCUGUCAACAACCUAUUCACAAGUUAUAUUUGGUCAAGAGCUAUUGUUAUAUAUUUGGGACAAUUAUAUCUCAUACUUCUCUCAGGUUAAAAAAAUAGUAUUUGUCGGGUUUGGAGAUGCUUAUCAGUCUAUUAUUCAUCUUUUUGCAAAGAGACCAUCUCAGAAUAUUAAAGAUAUUGUAAAAGGAACCAUUGUUUUUCUUGACAGAUCAAAUUUAAAAUCUUUAGUGCCAGUGAUGGACGAGUCUAUGAUAGAUUGGUAUUAUCAAAAUUCAGUUAUUUUCACUAGUUUCUUGAACCCAUGCUGGGUCGGUACCGGGGGGUCUUCUUCUCUGUCUGCGAGAAAUGGACAAGGCAAUAAUGAGCUCAAUGGCUCUGAUGAUUCUAACAAAAGGCCGAGAAGAAAAUUUGGUCGUGUGUUGAAGUCAUCUGCUGAUGGCUUAUGGGAUGUGAUUAAUGAAAGAUUUGAUGAAGGUGUCGACUUCAUAUUAGAUUCAAUUGAGGAUUACAGCACCAGCGAAAGUAGUAACUAG